AUGGCUGGUGAUUUCGAUAGUAUUCAGGAAACAAUUCAAAAGAUCUGCUUGGUGUUAUCUUUUGUUUUGAAUAUUCAAUUAAUUUUCCUGAUUUUAUUCAAAUCUCCAAAAAGUUUCGGACCUUAUCGAGUCUUGAUGAUUUAUAUAUCUAUGACUAAUAUUAUUUAUUCCAAUUCUGUUAUUUUUGUGUCUCCGGUUAGUUUUCAUCAAGAAAUUACGCAAAGUUCCUUUUAAUUUCAGACAAUCAAUUCUUUUGGAUCAUCUUACGUAGCAUUUAUUAACAUAAAUAAUACUUGGCUGAAAAAUAAAGAAUUUAUCAGAAUAUCGUUAGAUGCUUGGUCAGCAAUGUUCGGAACUUUUAUGGGAAUGUUUGCACUUCAAUAUAUUUAUCGAUAUUUUGUUAUUAUGAACAAUUCAAAAAUGUUGAACACUUUCAAAUCUUACAAGAUCAUUUUUUGGAUGUCACUUCCACUUGUUUAUACAUCAAUUUGGGGUGUCGUUUGUUAUUAUUGUUUUGCUCCAAGUUUUGAAUUUACCGAAUUUUUGAAGCCAAAUUUAUUGAACACAUACGGUUUUCAAAUGGAUGAUAUUGUGUAUCUUGGAGUUCAUAUUUAUUCAAUUGAUAAAUAUGGAAAUAACAUUGUUGAUUGGAAUGCUGUCACUGGUUUAGUUGUAAUUUGGAUAUUUCUGAUGACUUCCUUAGUUAUAAUUAUUUACUUCGGUGUUUCAUGUUAUUUGAAAAUCAAGAAAAAUUCAGAAGGUGGAUCUCGAAAAAAUACUAAUUUUCAAAUGCGAGUGUUUACCUCACUUGUUGCUCAAACUCUUGUACCAGUUUUUCUAAUGCACACGCCUGCAUCGAUCAUAUUCUUAUUUGCAUUUUUAAAAAUAGAUACAACAGUACUGACAUUUUUGGUUGUCAUAUCACUUGCUGUAUUUCCUGCUGUUAAUCCACUUCCAAUUAUGUUAAUUAUUCCUGAUUAUCGUGUUGCAAUUUACAAAGUUUGUUGGAAAGUUGUGACUGGAAAGACAAUCACAUCAAAUAUUGUGCAACAUUCAACUGUUCAAAAAUUGAAGUUCAACACGCAAACUUAG
This is a messenger RNA of Caenorhabditis angaria, 1092 nucleotides long. The record is from the annotation of a GenBank genome assembly. Lineage: Eukaryota; Metazoa; Nematoda; Chromadorea; Rhabditida; Rhabditidae.